Messenger RNA from Hyalella azteca, 4486 nucleotides. It is a transcript of the gene Dp1, whose product is annotated as vigilin. The record is from RefSeq and is a predicted model, not a curated record. Bases 128 to 3862 code for a protein of 1244 amino acids. Gene Ontology annotation, cellular component: nucleus; cytoplasm. The transcript has 15 exons. Gene Ontology annotation, molecular function: mRNA binding. NCBI's taxonomy places the organism in Eukaryota, Metazoa, Arthropoda, Malacostraca, Amphipoda, Hyalellidae.
CCAGCCAGCAUUUCACUCCGUGAGGUGGAAGAAAAAUCAUCUAAGCUGGAGGUAUCGGAGCGACCUUCAUCUUUCGGACGGAUCUCCCGGCAACAGUCAAUGUUACUGUAACGACUCAGCACUCACAAUGGACCAGACGAUAAUGCAGCAAGCAGUGAUGGGCUCUAAUGAUGAGGUGGUGUGCAGUGUCAUCCAGCCCCCAAUGGAUGACACUGAUGCAACUCCACCUAACAACUCCCUUGGUUUGAACUCAGUGGAAUGCGGCAGCAUAGAUGUUGCAGCUCCCUCUCUCCCCAUAAUUGAAAAGCCGGCUCCUACCUAUGAUCAGUUGUUUCCCGCUCUGAAGAUCAGCGGCGAUGGCCUCAACUCCUUCAUGACAACGAACAUCCCCAGCGCUGCUGCCACGGCUCAGAGCGGAGGCUGGGGUGCGGCAGCUCGCAACAACGACGCUAUGCGCAUCCAGUCCUCUAUUGUGACUCAGGUAUUUGACGUUCGUCAUGAAGAGCGAGCAAAGAUUGAUGGGAACAACCAGUUUGGUGAGUCUGCCUCAUCUUCCAUCUGUGCGGACAUCACCAAAAAGACCGGCGCUCACAUCGAAAUUUCCUCUGCAAAGGAUCACAGCCUAACUUUCUUGGUUACGGGAAAAUCUGAUGCGGUUGCCAAGGCUCGAAAACUUGUGCUUGAAAAGUUCCAAGCUCAGAUGCGUCAGACCAUCAAAAUCCCCAAGGAGCACCACAAGUUCCUGCUUGGCAAGAAGGGUAAGAAACUUCAGGACCUCGAGUUGAGCAGCUCUACUAAGAUCCAAGUGCCUCCUGCCAAUGAUCCUUCUGAUGUUGUCACCAUUUGCGGAACCAAGGAGAGCAUCGACAAAGCAUUGCAUGAAAUUCGCAUCAUUUCAGACGAGCAGAGUAAGCAGGCUUAUGAGGUCGUAGAAAUUCCUAAGAUAUACCAUCCAUUUGUGUGCGGUGCCAACAACAGCACCAUUGCUAACCUGAUGGCCGAAUAUGGAGUAAGGAUCAACGUGCCUCCAGUGAGUGUCAUGAAGGAUGAACUCACCAUCACUGGUGAGAAGGACAACGUUCUCAAGUGCAAGGAGAUAAUCAACAAAACUUACCGUGAUAUGGAGGCUAAAUGCCAGACUGUCUCGGUGGAGGUGCCCAAGAACCAGCACAAGUACGUUAUCGGCAAUCGAGGCUGCAACAUUGCAGAGAUUUUGCAGAAGUUCAAUGUGAGUGUAGAAAUGCCUCCUCAGGACUCCAAUUCGGCCUCUAUUACGCUGCGAGGAACCCAAGAUAAGCUUGGCAGCGCACUGACGAUGGUUUACGACAAGGCAAACAGCAUGGUACAGAGAGAGAUCACUGCCCCUGCUUGGCUCCACCGCUACAUCAUCGGGCGUAAAGGAGCUAAUAUUAACAAGAUCACCCAGGAUUUCCCUCAGGUUCACGUGGAGUUCACUGACAAGGGGGAAAUUAUCAAGAUUGAAGGACCCCUUGAUGAGGUGGUGAAAGCCUGUGAGAGGCUCGACUCUAUGAUCAAGGAAAUGAUGUCUCGCCUUACUCAAGAUCAGAUAAUUGUGGACCCAAAGUUCCAUAAACACAUUAUUGGUAAAUCCGGCGCUAACAUCAACCGCAUCAGAAACGAAACCAACGUCAUAAUCAACAUCGAGCCAAAUGGCAACGUGAUCAGGCUAGAAGGUUCCCCAGAAGCCGUUGCUCAGGGCAAGCAAGAGCUGCUUGAGCUCGUCAAGAAGAUGGAAAAUGAGAAGGAGCGGGACAUCAUCAUCGAGCAUCGUCUGCACCGCAGCAUCAUUGGCACCAAAGGAGAAAAAAUCAAGGAGAUCAGAGAAAAGUUCAAUCAGGUCCAGAUUUCGUUGCCAGAUUCAGGCCAGAAAAACGAUAUUGUCAAGAUCCGCGGCCCCAAGGAGGACGUUGAUGCUUGCUACAAGCACCUGCAGAAGCUUGUGAAGGAGCUGCUCGAGGAUAACUAUCAGAUCAAGGUGCCCAUAUUCCAACAAUUCCUCAAGUUCAUCAUCGGCAAGAGUGGAGCCAACAUUAACAAGAUUCGUGCAGAAACGAACACGCGCAUUGACCUCACCUCGAACGACCAGGGCAGCGAUGAGAUCAUCAUAAUCGGCCGCAAGGAGAACUGUGAGAAGGCCAAGCAGCGCAUCCAUGAAAUACAAGAGGAAUUGGCAAACAUCGUCGAGGUGGACAUCAUGGUGCCUGCUAAGUUCCACAACUCGAUCAUCGGACAGCGAGGUCGCCUGAUCCGCAGCAUCAGUGAGGACUGUGGUGGCGUUACCAUCAAGUUCCCACCUGCUGAUAAAAAGUCUGAUAAGGUCACCAUUCGUGGGCCUAAGGAAGACGUGCAGAAAGCCAAGAUGAUGCUCGUGGAGCUCAGCAAUGAGCGCCAGCAGUCAGGCUUACUUAAUAUGCACACAUGUGAUCGUUUUAGGAUUGUGACCAUCAAAGGAGGUGUUGAGUGUGUGGCUGGAGCCAAAGCUCGCAUUCUGGAAAUUGUGAACGAUCUUGAAUCUCAGGUGAGCGUUGAUGUGGUGAUCCCUCAACGUCACCACCGCACGGUCAUGGGCCAGAGGGGCUCUAAUGUACAAGGCAUCCAGGCGCAGCACAACGUCGAGAUCAAGUUCCCUGAGAGAGCGACCCCUGAGGAGCUGCAGAGGAGAGAACAAGAGGAACCCACGGAUGAGGUGCGGCCUUGCGACAUUGUGCGUCUGAAAGGCUCUGCUGAAGCUUGCGAGGCUGCAAAGAAGGCACUGCUGGACCUGGUGCCCAUCACUGAAGAGGUGCACGUGCCCUUCAAAUAUCAUCGCUUCAUCAUCGGCCAGCGCGGCCAGGCUGUCAAAGCCUUCAUGACCGAGUUCGACGUUAACAUCCAGAUACCACCUGCAUCAGCAGAAACCGAUGUCAUCAAAAUAGUAGGUCUUGCCAGCAACGUGCAGAACGCAAAAGAAGGACUCCUGAAGAAGGUGGAAGAACUGGAAGCAGAAGAAGUGGACAAAGCCGCUCGCAGCUUCCAGCUGUCGAUCAACGUCCAGCCUGACUACCAUUCCAAGAUCAUCGGCAAGAAGGGAUCGGUUGUGUCCAAGAUCCGUGACAAGUACGGCGUAAACAUUCAGUUCCCGUCCAAGAAUGAUGAAGAUCCAUCGCUCAUAACCAUCACUGGAUAUGAGAAGAGUUGUGAAGAGGCUCGCCAGGCUAUCAUGGACAUCACUGGAGACCUCGACACGUUCGUCAAGGUUCCCAUUGAGAUCGACCAGCGCGUGCAUUCCCGCCUCAUCGGCUCCCGUGGCAAGGCCAUUCGCAAAGUCAUGGACGAUUAUAAGGUAUCGAUCACUUUCCCUCGAGAUGAGACCACCCCCAACACGGUCGUGAUCUCAGGAGCUGAAGCAAACGUUGACAAGUGCGCUGAGGAGCUCCUGAAUCUUGCCGAGGAGUACAUGCAGGACAUCUUGGAGCGCGAGGACAUGAACAUGUACAGCGCCUCAAGGCCUCCUCCUCGAGAGUUCGGUGCCUGCCUGGACAUGGGCUUGAAGGGAGAGCAGGAGCCCCUGGAGCAGAAGUUUGCCGAAGAGGCCGAACAACAGGCGGCUGACGGCAACUGGGCUGAAGCUGAAGUUGUAGAGGUACGCAAGCCUCUUGCCAAGUCGAAGCCUGCUCAGAACGGCGGCACGCAUCUCACCAAUGGAUCUGCUGGACCUAAUAAGCAGGGCUUUGUGGUCGCGGGUGCUCCCUGGGCGCAGGAAGCUCCUAACAUGAACUCCUCGCAAGACUUCCCGUCAAUGGGCAAGAAGGCUACGGCGUCUGUUCCUCAGAUGUCAUCUGCUUGGGGCCCCAAACGAUAAUUCAGAGGCCUUUCGUCGGGAGCCUGAAGCUCGUUUGGCAGCUGAAAAUGCACUGGCAUCUUGACUCAAGUGCCUGUGCGUGUGUCUUGCCUUCGAAAGGAGCGUAGCUUCCUGUAUUCAUUGGUUGCUACUGCAAAUUUGUUCUGCAUUAUUUGAAGCCUCUGCAUUGAAGGAACUGUGAAAUCGACUUGCUGGUUAUACGGUUCCUCCGGAGCUGCCAGAUUGCCAGACUAGUGUUUCAUAUUUGUUUCAUAAAUUAGUGGAGAGCUGUAGUAGCUAGUAUAGUGACGCUGCCGCUGUUGCGCUGCCAACAUUUUUCAUAUUAUAUUUGUGUUCUCUGGGUAAGUUUGGUUUGCUGGAGGAAGGACCUUUUUGUGUUCCUCUCUGCUCUUGCUCACUUGUCUGGUUAUUAUCGUAGGGGGCAUUGUUUGCCGUACUCUUAACGUAGCUAUACUAUGCUGCGUUAACAAAGGGUUUAGUUGUUGAAACCUAUAUAGUUUGGUUUGGUGUAUUUGUAGUGUUCUUUUAGUUAUUUUUUUACUCAUAUUGAACUGUUUCUCUGAGCAACUUCGCGUCCUAAGUCUCUCUGCCUUAUUUUUGAUGGCCUUGCUAUGUCAUUUUUUU